AUAGAAUACUUCCUGCUUCCUUGUCACUUUAAGACCAAGACAUUUACUAGUAGGAGGUCCUCGAUGCUGUGUCUCCUGAUUUUCGCCUUGCUGGUGUGUUGUUCUGGAUACAUCUUCCAAUUCGAGGAGGGUGAAACUCGACGCUUUAUCUACAAAGGAGCGAGCGGACAUCAUCAUUAUUGCACGGUUUGUACAACAGGGAAGAAUGAUGAACAGAAUCGAGAGACGCAACAAGGAGAAUGUAUUGUGAAGAACUUUAAACCAGAAAUUCCUGAGCCUAAGCCUAUCUGUAAGGAAAGUGUUCCUGAUGGGAUCAUUCCAGGAUGUGGUCCUUUACCGGUCUUAGAGGGUUUGUUUUGGAAAACAAAAUCCGGCAGACCUAUCCAAAACAGGAGUACGGUGUACGAAGAGUAUUUCCCGCAAUGUCUUCGGACAAGGAUGUUGGAAAGUAAUUUCAGCAGUAUCAGAUGUGGGGAAAAUCUGAAGUGGAAUGUAAAUCCGACAAAUUUCCGAUGUUUAAAAGGUUGUGGACCACUUCCAAAUCAGUUUGAGUGGAAAUUGGAGAAUGGAGGUCGUACUGGAAAUGAAAGUUUGGCGGGAUAUACCUACAUCGGCUUCUGUCGUCCGGAAUUCAAAACAUCAAUAACGGUACAUUGUGGAAGGAACUCCAUUUGGUACGAUGAUCCAUCCCAGGCUGUUUGUCCAUCAGAGGAUUGUGAUGAGUGGUAUUGCAUUGUGGAAAUUCAAAUUAUUCUCGCUCUGGUAAUGCUGCUGAUACCCCUUAUUAUUGUUUCCUUGUAUUGUGCACGGGUCAGAAAGAAACACGCAAAACGUUCACUACAGAUUGAAAGCCGUUUGGAUUCAGAGCUCGAAAUGGAAAGACCAAUGAUUGGCAUAUCUGAUAAACUUGAACGUGAUGGACACCCCAAACUCGCAUCCGACGAUUCCGAUAACAAAAGUGGAGAUGAGAGUGCAGAAACUACAUCCACAAACCCAGAUCUGCCUGGCAGUGAGGGAACUUGCAAUGCAGACUCUACAUAUACAAAUCAAGAUUUGUCUAGCAGUGAGGGGAACAGAACUCCCGUGGAACACUCGGAGAAUCCUUUCUUUAAGCAAGAUGAAAAUAUUAAAGUAGAUCAGACAUUACAGACUGGGGUGGACCAAGAGGAAAUAUUAGAAUUUACUGUUCAAAGGGAUGAGAAUAUUAAAGUAUUUCAGACAUUACAGACUGGAGUGAACCAAGACGGAAUAUUAGAAUUUACUGUUCAGAUGGGUGAACUUGUUUAUAUUGCAACGAAAGAGACCAUGACAGACGUUAACAGUCUUCAAAUAAAGCGGAAAGACCAAGCCGACUAUCGUGGAGUAGUUGUAUAUCCAUUCCUGCACUGUAUAAAGGAAAUAGAAUCCGUGGACGACGGGAUAUAUUACUGGACCACCACCGAAAGCUGGCCAAAAAGAAAUGUAUUUUUGUUGAGUGUAAAAGAUAGGGGUCAACCAGAUGGUCUUGAAUCUAUUAGUUCCAGAUGCCGGUUGAGGUCACAAGUGAGUUGCGAGGUUCAACAGGAAGUCCUUGACUAUUGUUCUUCCAUUUUGAAGUCAUGUUUGGCUACCCCACCUUCAUCAUCAAUAUCCACGAUUACAGAUGUGUCGGUAUGUACACUGAAGAUAGACACAAUAUUCCGGAAUAUGGAGGAUUUCCUAAAACAGCUCUGUUAUUGUCUCGAUAAUUCGACUUCCUAUCAGUUGCGAGGUUGCUGGCGUGUAAUUGCCAAAACUUUUCUAAACCGAACUGAUGCUUAUAUUUCAAGUGUGGAGUGGCACAGAAAAGGGGACCCUGACAACGGUCCAUCAAAUUUAAUUUUAAAUGACUUACGCAGGGCCAACCCGAAUCUUACUAUCGGCCAACUUGUAGCAAAUUUACCUCCAAAUUUAGACUUACUGAACACCAUUUUAAGGUUUCAUAAUGAUUGUUAUUUUUGCAAUCGUCUUUUUCAUGCAACUCAACAAACAGAACCAAAAGUAUUUUGCAAUGCGUGAGAUUGAAAUCACAGAUGGAUCCAAUAGGCGUGCACGGUGGAUUCAAACACUUUUUAAAGACAUUUUAAAAAGUGAAACGUGUUGGGCUGUUCAAGAUAUCUAAACAUGGCAGGAUCUCUUACGAUUGCUGGCCUGUAAUAAGCUUCUUUAUACAUGGGACAGUGCUGAGAUGGGGGAGGGGCGCUGUACCAAAAUGAAAUUAGACAAGCAGAAAAAAGUGACCCAAAGAAAUUUUGAAAUGUAUACUUUCUUGAAACUAGUAUCCUGUGUGAAAAGGAAGAUGGAUCGAGAUUUUAGGACAUUCCAAAGGUGAAAUGUUGGUCCUUAGCAUCUACCAUGAAGAUGCCAAACUUCUUUGGAGGGCCAGCGGACAUGUACCCCCCGGUAAAUCAAUUUGAUCUCAAAAACUUACAAGGAGAGUUUUUUUUUAAUUAAAAAAAUUAAAAUGGUUGGCAGCAGGAACAAGCUGAUUCAAGGAUAAUGAUAACUAAAUGCUUAAGUGCACUAAUUAUUACAUUUUUAGUUUUUUUUUUUUUAAACGAAUAUCUAUUAUUUUCUCAUUUUAAUUAAUUAGGUGGGAAGGAAGGAAGUGUAUUUUUUCCCUGUAACAUAUUCUGACUUUUCAGUAGAGAUAAAUGCACCAGGAAGCAAAAAACUUUUUUAAAACUAAAACGCUUGUAUAUUUUUAGUUUGUGCAAUGUUUAUUCUUUUUGCAUUCCAGCAUUACUUGGAAGGAAAAUCAAAUCGGAAAGAAAUGUAGACUCCUUAUUUAAACAUUAUUUAGGAAAUUAUCACUGCCCUUUAACACAAGAAAAUGUCUUAUUAAUUUUUUCUAGCCAAUUUAUUUAUAAUUAAUUUUUUGAUUAAGAUAUUUUACAUUGCAGUAUUUAGUAACUGAACAAGAAAAAUU
This is a messenger RNA of Saccostrea cuccullata (small rock oyster), 2947 nucleotides long. RefSeq lists its product as uncharacterized. The record is from RefSeq and is a predicted model, not a curated record. Lineage: Eukaryota; Metazoa; Mollusca; Bivalvia; Ostreida; Ostreidae. Bases 64 to 2037 code for a protein of 657 amino acids. The transcript is spliced from 14 exons.